Cannabis sativa is the source of this 420-nucleotide messenger RNA. RefSeq lists its product as uncharacterized. The record is from RefSeq and is a predicted model, not a curated record. Lineage: Eukaryota; Viridiplantae; Streptophyta; Magnoliopsida; Rosales; Cannabaceae. The transcript has 3 exons. Bases 1 to 420 code for a protein of 139 amino acids.
AUGUUAAAGUCAGAACUAGCUUCUCAGUUUGAGAUGAAAGAUUUGGGCUCUCAGCGUUAUUUUUUGAAUAUUGAAGUUGCCUUUUUUCCAAAAGUUAUCUUAUUUCUCAGUCAAAGUACAAUACUGUAUUCUCCUUCUGAUGGAACUCCUUUAGAAGAUCUUACUUUGUAUCGCACCAUUGUUGGCAGUCCGGUAAAUCUCACUAUUACUCGUUUGGACAUUGCAUAUGUUGUUCAUAUUAGCUACUGCUGCCUUCCACUUCCUCUCUGGAGUUACGAGCUUAGUACUGUAAUGCAGAUCAUGAUCGUGAUCCCACAGAUUGAAAAUCUCAUUGGUUUCUGUAUCUUUUUGGGAGAUUCUAUUAUUUCUUGGAAGAGCAAGAAGCAGCCUGUUGUUUCUCAAUCUUUUAACGGAAGUUGA